Messenger RNA from Aplysia californica (California sea hare), 1412 nucleotides. RefSeq names its product snurportin-1. The record is from RefSeq and is a predicted model, not a curated record. Gene Ontology annotation, molecular function: nuclear import signal receptor activity; protein binding. The transcript has 10 exons. NCBI's taxonomy places the organism in Eukaryota, Metazoa, Mollusca, Gastropoda, Aplysiida, Aplysiidae. Gene Ontology annotation, cellular component: nucleus; cytoplasm. Bases 168 to 1373 code for a protein of 401 amino acids. Gene Ontology annotation, biological process: snRNA import into nucleus; protein import into nucleus.
UUUCAAUUUUCUUUCGUUUUCACCACGUUCGACCGUCAGUUGUCCAGAGUGAGGUGCAUGCUGAACUGAACACGUUUGUAGUGUAGGAGCUCCGAAGUCAACGAAUUGUACAACACGAGGUGAAGGUACUAUAACUGCAGUGAAUUUUAAACUGCUCUAAAAUCAGCAUGGAUGAGUUGACUGCACAGUUAGCAGGGAGCUUUGGCGUCAGUCAAGACCCCAACCAAACAAGUGCCCCACAUCCUCGAUACUCUCAGUAUAAGAUGAAAUCAACAAAACAGGAUCAAGAAUCGCGAAGAAGCAGGCUUCUAGAAUUUCAGAAAAGUCGCAGAUUUGAUUCCAUGAACCAUGUGAGAAAGUUGACCGAUGGAAACUGGAAUGAUCCAACACAAGAAGAUGAGCAGAAUGAUAAUGAAGAUAUGGAGGUGGAACUUAAAAUGAACAAGCCUGGCAGAUACUACAAAAAUCAGUUGAUGAUGUCAGAGUGGCUUGUAGAAGUACCAGCAGACUUCAGUACAGAGUGGAUUUCUGUCCUCUGUCCUGUGGGAAAACGAUGUCUUGUCGUUGCCUCGAGGAACAAAACUCGAGCUUUCAAUAAAAGUGGGUACUGCAUCAACACUUUUCCUUCUCAUCUGCCUGGUGGCUGUCGACAGAACCCUUGCAAAGGUGGGGCUACGAUAUUGGACUGCCUGUACAGUGAGGCCCAACAGACGUAUUACAUUUUGGAUUUAAUGUGCUGGAAUGGGUGUACAGUGUAUGACUCAGAGACGGAGUUUCGAUUUUACUGGCUCCAUGAAAAGUUGAAGGAGAACAGCACUCUGGCUGACAAAUCAAACACGAAUCGAUUCAAAUUUGUGGCCCUGCCCAGUUUCAGAUGUGAACAGGAAGACAUUGCUGCAGCUGUCUCUGAUGCUACAUUUGAGGUUGAUGGGCUGCUGUUCUUCCACAAGAGAACUCACUACACUUUUGGCUCCACUCCCCUGGUAGUCUGGCUCAAGCCCCACAUGCUGCCGGAAAUCUUGGGAAUCUCUGUACCAGAGAACCAGAUGACUCACAGACCCAGUCACUACACCAACUAUGCUGAUCACUUGAAGAAAGUGGAAAGUGACAGAAUUGCUCGCGAGAAGAAGUUAGAAGAAAGAAGGAACAGUCCCCAGAGAGGUCGUGGAGGUCAUUUUCCCAGGGGCAGGGGCCGCGGGAGAGGCAGAGGUAGAGGUCAACAUCACUCUUCCAGAGGCAUGAACAUGGAAGUGUCAAACACGGAGCCGGUGGAAGGCGCUGUUGGUGCUGAGAUUGACAUUGAGGCGAUAGAGGGGGACGUGACACAGACUAACACACCUGACGUGAUGGCUUCAGAAGAGGCAAAAGCAUAAGGUUGUGUGUCUGGUAUUCUGGGAGUGAUUGUGUUGUGU